AUGAGCCCCGAUGUAGCGGCUUGGCGCUCCGCCUUCGAAAAAACGGGUCGCCCUGUCAUCCUCGAAAUCAGCUGGGAGCUCGACAUCACCUUUAUCUCCGACUGGACCGCGUCCGCCUCCGGUUGGCGAAUUGAUACCGACGUCGAAUGCUACUGUGACACACUCGUCCGCUGGACACAAUCUGUCGUCCAACGCUUCGCCGAUAUCGUUCCUUGGAUCGAUCACGCCGGUCCGGGACGAUGGAAUGAUUUGGACACGAUUAAUGUCGGAAAUGGAACAAUGGACGGUUUAACGGAGGAUGAGCGUCGGAGUUACAUGACCUUAUGGGCUAUAUCUUGCGCCCCCCUGUACAUCGGGGAUGACCUCAGUUUCCUCGACGAGUUUGGUUUGACCUUACUAACAAAUCGGGAAGUUAUCGCGAUCAACCAAAACGGCAUCCCGGCUCGACCUGUGACCCCGGGUUUGUUGCGACAAGUCUGGUGGGCGCCGAGUAUUGGGGACACGAGUUUUAUCGUGGCCAUGUUCAACUUGGCUGGACUCGAGUUAUCCGUGGCGGCAAAUUGGGCGGAUUUUGGAUUCACUGGGGCAGCAGAGGUGUACGAUGUCUGGGAAGGAAUUGAGUUGGGCGUGUAUACGAGCAGUUUUGCGGUCAGAGUGCCAACUCAUGGGUGUCGAUUGAUCAGAGUGACACCGCUGCUGGCGAAAUAG
Molecule: messenger RNA, 708 nt
Organism: Folsomia candida
Lineage: Eukaryota; Metazoa; Arthropoda; Collembola; Entomobryomorpha; Isotomidae
Product: alpha-galactosidase-like
Exons: 2
Coding region: 1-708 (235 amino acids)
Biological process (GO): carbohydrate metabolic process
Molecular function (GO): hydrolase activity, hydrolyzing O-glycosyl compounds
Source: RefSeq, a predicted model, not a curated record